AUGUCUAGAAGUGGAAGUAAUAAAAAAUUAAAAAGUUAUGCCGGUUCUUCUAUUGCUUUAAACUCUAAUGAUCAUGAGGAGGAAACAGAUUCACCACCACUUUCUAAAGGUAGUCAAAGACGUCAAAGUCAAGCAUCUUUACUAGAAAUGAAUAAGAAAAAAGACAAGGAAUUUGUUGAUAAAAUGCUUGCUAAGUGUUUUAUAGUGAACAAUAUUGAUUUUAAUGUUGUUCAAACCAGUGCUUUUGGAGAAUUUGUUAAGGCAAUGGCUGAAUAUGGUGCAGCAUACAAGCUUCCAUCUUACUCAACUCUUCGAGCUAAGCUAAUUCUAGAAUCUAGAAAAUGUGUUGAUGAGUAUGUUUCUAUGGUGAAGCUUUCUUGGGAUACAUCUGCAUCUGGUUACACUAUAAUGCCUGAUAUAUGGACUGAUAUUGGGCACCGAUUUUUCAUUAAUCUUGUGGCAUAUUCACCUGGCGAACAUGUUGUGCAAUUCAUAACUGAUAAUGGUAGCAAUUUCACAUCUGCUGGUGACAUACUCAUUGGAUUGUAUCCUCAAAUGUAUAAGACGAGGUGUGCUACUCAUGGAAUUCAGCUUCUUUUGAAAGACAUAAAUGAAGAAGUUAAUUGGGUAAAAGUUGCCACAGAUGAAGCAAGAAUAAUAAUUAUCGUAACGCCCACAUUGAGAAGAAGAGAGGUUAUAAAAACUAUUGAGCCAUUGGUUCGAGUUCUUCGUUUGGUUGAUUGUGAGGGAUCUACUGCUGGUUACUUAUAUGAAGUAUUGAUGAGAGCAAAAGUUGCAAUCAAGGAAAGAUGUAAUAGUAAGGCAAGCAAAAAGGAUAGGGAGAUGAAAGAUGGCAUCAAUUUCAUUCAUGAAAACUUGCUUCUAAUAGAAGAAAAGCAUCCAUGUAUGAGAGAGGUUCAGUUGUAUCGUAGUAGGCCAGCUACUUUAUUUACUGCAAUAGCAAAAAUGAUGUCACAGACAAGUCAUCCUGGAAUAUGGUGGGAUUACAAUGGGGAUGAUCUUCCUGUGCUCAAGAAGUAUGCCAUUCGAAUUUUGAGUCAACCUUGUAGCGCUUCAUCAUGUGAGAGAAAUUGGAGUGCUUUUGAAGCUGCUCAAAUAAGAAAAAGGAAUAGGUUGUCACAUGAAAUGCUAGACACGCUUGUGUAUGUGAGGAUGAACAUGAUGAUGAUGGAUAAGUUCACUUCCACGAUGAGUCGCGACUUAGAACCUAUAGAUCUUGAGAAAUUGGGGGAGCUUCCAGACUAUGAAUAUGAAGAAAUUCAUAUGGACGAAGAUGCUAAUUCUACACCGACGGUUGAGGGUUACAUGGAUGACUUGAUAGAUAAUGAUGAUAUUUCUUGGUUGAAAAAUGCUCUUUUUUGA
Molecule: messenger RNA, 1383 nt
Organism: Pistacia vera
Lineage: Eukaryota; Viridiplantae; Streptophyta; Magnoliopsida; Sapindales; Anacardiaceae
Exons: 5
Coding region: 1-1383 (460 amino acids)
Molecular function (GO): protein dimerization activity
Source: RefSeq, a predicted model, not a curated record